Messenger RNA from Argiope bruennichi, 5382 nucleotides. RefSeq names its product cubilin-like. The record is from RefSeq and is a predicted model, not a curated record. Gene Ontology annotation, molecular function: serine-type endopeptidase activity. The coding region runs from base 424 to 4842 and encodes 1472 amino acids. The transcript has 21 exons. NCBI's taxonomy places the organism in Eukaryota, Metazoa, Arthropoda, Arachnida, Araneae, Araneidae.
ACCACCAGUUGACCAAAUGCUCGUGCCCAGGAAUCACGUGAUGCUCCAGCAAGGAUGAAAGUCUUUGGUGUUCAUUAAAUCAACUGGGAAUAGAGACAGCCGGGCUAUCAAUCCAUCCAUUCUUGAUGCUGUCUGCUGAAUCGACGGAGAAAAAGUUUUAGUGAAAAAAGGCAAUUUUACAGGGCAGAAAACGCUGCUUUGCAAACUAGCUGACGAAAUUUGUUUAAGUUUAAGAAAACUAUGAUUGUAUAGGCGAACUCUUUCGCUUUCUAUCAAGGAUCUAAAAGUAUAUUUCAACAAUAGCCAUUUACUUCAAUAUGAAAUCUUGCCUGCUGGCAUCCUGAUACAUCGAAGGCAUAGGCAGAUACACCAACAAAUUGUGAUUUCAUCGUUUUUUAUUUAUUGUGAAUCUUGAAAUUGAAAAUGGAGACGUUUUACGUUACAUUAUUAAUUUUGCUCCUCUCGAAGCAAUAUGUAUGCCAAGAAACAACAACGCUGCUACCUACUCUAGAACCGACGGUUGAAGUUACAUCCACUGUUUCCACAGUGUUGGCCACUACUGUACGAGCUAGAAGACUCAUUAAAAAUGCGACGGAUUUGGAUGAAACCGCAAAAGCUUCAACCACUUCAGAUUCACUAAAGACUGUUAGCUCCACUUCUUUGGCAACUCCUGUGAGGACAGUAGCCUUCCCUAAUUGCGACAAGAGCUGGUCUUCCAUAGAUUACGAGUUGGUCCAUCCGGGUUUCCCAGAUGACUACUCGAACGGCAUGCUUUGCCGCUACUCCAUCAGGAAACACUCGGACUCUAUCUGCGGCCUGGAGAUCACCUUCAAGAAGUUCGACCUGGAGACAAGUGCGGGCUGCGAAAAGGACUUCCUCGCCAUCGGGGAUGAGAGGCUGUGUGGAAAUAUACCGGCUGAUUCCGUAGUGCAAUACCCAUUUGAUGAAGGAUCCAAUCACAUUCCUCUGGUUUUCGGCACCAAUGACAACGGCACAAAAGGGGGAUUCCAGAUCCUUUUCCAGCAAAUAUCUAUCUGCGAAGAGGACCUCAACGCCAUUCCUGCCAUCCACGCAUGCGACGUCCUCAUCACUGACCCUUCCGGAGAGUUGGUCACCCAUCGGUCGCCCGAGGACGCUCUGGGGGACCCCGUCUGCCGCUAUACCAUUGGCAGAAGGCACUCUGGAUAUUGCCAUGUGGAACUGGACUUCGUCGAUUUCAACGUCGAAUACUCGCCCGGAUGCAUUGGAAGCUAUGUUCAAUUAGAUGGACACCGAUUCUGCGGCACUGCACUUAGAGGACAAAGAAAAAAUGUGACUUUCGACGCUUUGGGCAACGUCCACAUCGUCUACAAAACCGACACGGUACGAAUGGACAGAGGGUUCCACUUGCUGUUCCGUCAGUUGGUUUGUCCUCCCGGAGAGCCGGUGCGAUCGCCUGGAGGAUCUGAUCUGGUUGCCGAUCGCUUACCCAGUAGCUGCAGCAAGAUUUACUAUGAGAAAGAAUUUUACUUAGAAAGCCCUGGAUUUCCUAAUUAUUACGCCAACGAUCUGGAUUGCCAGCUGGUCAUCCGUCGAUACAGACCAUCUAUCUGUAAAAUGGACAUUCGGUUCCUGGAUUUCGAUGUAGAGGACAGUCCGGGCUGCGUGUACGAUUAUCUGCAACUUGAUGCGCAAAGAUUAUGUGGCCGCAUACCUGAAGAUAAUGUCAAAACCACUGAUUUUCUAUCGUUUGAAAAAGUCCUCCGUUUCAAAACGGAUUCCAUCAAUCCUCGUCCUGGAUUCUUCCUAUAUGUCCGGCAGUUAGACUGCGGCACCAUUUCUCCUCCCCCCAUCGUACCAGGGUCUCCGUCCUCUUGCGAUGUCCAUGUGUGGGAUGUUCAGGCUAGAGUGACUAGUCCCAACUAUCCCCGUGAUUAUGGCAACGACCUACGAUGUCGCUACACCGUCCAUCGACAAGGGGAGCACAUCUGCCAGCUGAAGGUUACUUUCCUAGACUUCAAGCUGCAGAAUGGAAAUCCCGGAUGCUACAACGACUACCUGGAACUGGACGGCGGGUGGAGGGCUUGUGGGGACAAAUUUCAAGGCAUCUCAAGGACGCUGGAUUUCAGGACCCCCGAAAAGGUACUUUUCUUCAGCACCGAUGCGUGGUACACAUUUCCGGGAUUUCUGCUAGCCCUGAGGCAAGUGCCCUGUACAGAGGUCGCCGCAGAGACGGCAAGGGGUGGAGGGAACACGGCUUCCUGUGAUCGGGAAUUGGAAGCUCUCACUUUCGAUAUUCGUAGCGAGCUCUACCCUCUCAACUACCUGCCCAACCUUAACUGCAGGUAUGUGAUCCGAAAGGUUUCAGCGGCUGUCUGUCAACUGAGAAUUCGAUUUAUCCGUUUUGAUUUGGAGGCCAGCAUUGGAUGCAGUCGAGAUUACUUGGCUUUGGAUGGAGAACGCUUAUGUGGAGCCUUGUCAUUAAAUACAACGCGCACGCUGAGAUUCGAUGCGCCUGAGAAGGUUCUUGUCUUUCACACCGAUUCAGAAGUGCAAGGUGCUGGCUUCAUCGCUUCCGUUCAGCAAGUCGAAUGCCCCGGAGGUCUUCCACCUGACACGGCAACUGUACCUGGAACUAUAGGAGGAGGGGUCUCUCCACCAGUCUCGGGAGGAGGAGCUUGCAAUAGGCACUACACUGACAUUCGCGCCAGUUUUAACAGCCCAAAUUACCCCUCUCCCUAUCCUCUUGGUGUGGCAUGCAGGUAUGCCAUCCACGUGCAGCCUGGUUUCUGCAAUGUCGAGUUCAACUUCAUCGAUUUCUCCCUGGAACCCCCUACACCAGGACUGCCCUGCACUAGGGACUAUGUGGACAUCGCUGGCGUCCGAUACUGCGGGACGCAACUGAGGGGAGUCACCAAAUUGGAACCGCCUUUCGGGGUCGCCAAAGAGGUUGUUGUUACUUUCGUGAGUGACAGCUUUGUGCCGGACAGGGGUUUUCUGGUCUCAUACCGGCAGGUACCUUGUGGAAGUUCGAGAACGUCUCCACCACAACCAGGAGGUUCCACAUCCGAAGUGACUCCAACGGGCUCUGUGUGCGGUGGUCAUUUGACAGGUCCUUUCUUCGAAAUCAAGUGGCCAGAUCUGGGGGCCACAGGCGAUUAUGGCCAGACAGUGCAAUGCGUCUACACGGUUCACAGGCUGGGAUCGGAUACUUGUAGCCUUCGCGUAACUUUCGUCACUUUCGACUUUGGAGAUGGCAGGGACUGUCCCAGACAGUUUGCACAAAUAGGAACGCAUACUCUCUGCGGGCGUUUGCCAUCGUAUACAACAAGAGAUUAUGACUUCUUCGAUUACACGAUGGCCAUUCAAAUAACUUCUUCUCAACUUCCUCGCCCAAGAAUGUUGCUGCAGGUGCAGCAGCUUCCUUGUGGUGCCAGCAGCCCUGCUUCCCGCCUGCCGCCUCCCACCUGUGACGAGACUUUCCAGGGCCCGGGCUUCGAACUGAGGAGCCCCUACUAUCCCCAUGGCCUCACAGCCAGCGUCAAUUGCAGGUACAUUGUGAGGAAGGCUUCCCCUUUCAUCUGCAACCUGGAACUCACUUUCGAGAGAUUCGAACUGCCGGACAGCAGACAUUGCUAUGCCAGUCACCUGAGGAUCGAUGCAGACAGACUGUGUGGCAGCAUUACGCCUUAUACCAUCCGUCUCUAUGACUUCCAUACAUCUGAAAAACUGAUCCACUUCAGCGCUGACCACGUCCUUCCUGGGGCAGGAUUCCUCAUCAAAGGACGUCAGGUGCCGUGCGGGGGAGUACCGCCGUCUGCUCUCAUGCCCAUGACACCAGUCAUAGAUCCGGGGAGAAGUCCGGCGCAACCUCUUCCCUCAAGCAUCCGCUGUGACCAGAGUUUCGGUCUCGAAGAAUUUACCAUCUACAGUCCCAACCACCCCUUGCCUUAUCCGGUGGAAGUGCACUGCCGUUACGUCAUCAUUCGGUCGAGCUCGGACAUCUGCGGGCUCGAAGUGACCUUUGUUUCCUUUGAUAUCGAGGACUACUACCAAUGCCAGAAGGAUUACCUGGACAUCGACGGAGAGCGUCUGUGUGGAGUGCUGCCUUCGAAUUCAGUCCGCAACUACAUCUUCCACCCGGCGGACCGCACGAAGGUGAUGGUGUUUAAGUCCGACUACUCCGUCACAAAACCUGGCUUCGCUCUCAGGAUUAGACAGAGCCGCAUCUGUCCGGCCUCUGUGCCCUCCUUGUUGCCCGCGGCUCCGGGAGCAGUUUCUCCAGCUACAGGCACUGGAGGGGGCUUGUCUCCAUCCACUCCGAGGGAUGGUGACAGUAAUGUGUGCGGACCUUCCUUCUUCUCGUCACCUCGUGGCGUGAUUCGCAGUCCAAGGUUCCCCGGCGGCUACCCGGCUUCCCACUGCAUCUACACAUUCCUGCAGCUGAGAGGAUUCUGCACUCUCAAGUUCACUUUCAGGGAUUUUGAUCUCCUCCCAGGAUCCGACUGCAUCGUCGACUACCUGGAACUGGACGGAAGGCGAUACUGUGACGGGCAGCUCUUCCAGCAGUCUCGCGAAGUAUCGUUUCCAUGGAGCGACUCUUCGACGGCGACGCUCAUGUUCCACUCGGAUCGUGGCAGCUUCGUCCAUCGCGGAUUCCACGUGGACUUCGAACAGGUGCUCUGCAGAAGACAGGGCCGCCAAAACAGAGACGAGCUGGAUCAGUCAGUGGCUCCUCAGAACUCCACCGUCCGUUCGGCAUCCUCUCCGACGUUGGACUGGACAUCGUCUCUCUCCAGUUUCGAUGCAGACUGGGACGACAGUAAAACCACUCCACGGAACUCGAGCGUAGAGUACGUGUGAGCAAACGAUGACUUCAGUGGCCUUGAAAUAAACAUUUGAAUGGAUUUUAAGUGUGUACUCAAGAUCGACAUCAAAGGAACUGUGAUAGACUGAAAGUCUUUGCUGCUGUUAUCUUCUCUGUCUGCCACAAAAAAAGGAAUGGAUUUUGUUUCAUAUUUCAUCAAUAAAUAAGUCGUGACUAGUAAAAUCAACCAGUUAACGCGACUUCACUUCAAGGCCCUUAUUUUUCUUGUUGAAAAUGACGCAUCUUUCAAGAAUAAACUUUAUAAGCCAAGUGAUCAACAAAGAUGAAAAAAAAAAAAAACGCUUAUAAAUCUUUUGCGAACUUUAGAUAUGUUACUUGUAAUGUGGUGUUAACUCGAACUUAGUAUUUUUAUUAUCAUUAUAGUUAUUAUUUUUUAAAAGAAAGAAUUCUUUUCAUGUCAAUUCUAGUUGCUGCUGACUUAGAAUUACUCAUGCGGAUUAUAACUUGCAUUAAUUUAUUUCAUUUCUGUAGAGUCAGUCGAGAUUUUUUUUAUUAAAAAAAAGGUUCCAAAACAG